UCUUUUUUCGUAAACUCUGUUACAAUUUGAAUAAAGCUUCAUUUAUCCUUAUUUUCCUUUAUUCUUAGUGAUAUCAGUGAUAUGUUUGUGUGUAGUGGACACAUAUGGGGUCUGCACAGAAUCGCAAUGCGGUGCAGUACCUAUUACCCAUUGUAUGUUACAUACAAAGAAUUAGUAUGUUUACGUUUCCUCCUUUACUAUUUUAAAGAAAUACAAUCGUCUCAACAUUUUUCAAUGUUUUUAGUAGGAUGUGAUAGUAAAAAUAUUCAAAAUUGAAUAUUGUACGUACGAAAGAAACAUUGAUUACGUAUACGAUGGAUAACUCGCGACCGCCAAUGGAUAACCUCUUUAACAUGCUGUCAAGCUUGAGUGCGGGUCACGAAAACGCUUUAAAGCAAGGCAUUUACAAUGCCGUGGCACUGUUUCUUUUAUGCCUGAUUUCAGUGGCUGGUUAUGGGCUGUAUAUUAUAUUGAGUCCUUUCGUAAAACCCUUGAUAUGGGCCUUAUUAUGUGGGUCUGUUUUAUUCCCAUUUAAAUAUUCAUUAACUACCAUUGUAGAGUCAUGGUUCGAAAAAACAGAAACAUCUCGUACACCACUAGUUAUAAACUUAACUUUACUACCCUUGCAAAUAGUGGAUAAAAUCUCUGACAACUUGGGAUCAUUCCUAUGGGGUCACAUUAAAUAUAUUAUUGCUACGUUUUUGUUGGGAGCUAUGGGUCUUGGUUUAUACCAUUAUACACCAAAUAUACUAAAUUGUCUUGUAUGGAGAAUAUGUAUGAGCUUCAAUUUUAUUCUUGGAUUUUUUAUAACAACAUGUAACAUUUAUACGAUUUUUGUUUUGUUCAUUGGAUAUUUAUACACAUUGUACAUUUAUUGGACACCAUAUAAUUCGUUUCAUUUUGGUUAUACGUCGUUUGUUAUGUGGUUCUAUAUUAGUCUGUACAUUUCUAAUAUAUUAGGAGCCUACAAAAUACUUGUAUUUAUAUCAUUACAAAUACUAUGCUUAGUAGGAUUUAUAUAUGAAGUAAUACUUAUAAUGGAAACUCAAGAGUUAGAAGGCAAUAAUAUGACAUUCAUGGAAGCAACACGCAUUGCACUUACAAAUAAUUUGGUUGCAAAUGUUCAGAAGGAUACAUUAACUCCACUAACUAGUGAUGAAUCCAUAGAAAAUAUUGGAACUGAAGCAAAAAUCACAGAUGUGCAGUUUGGAGACAGUAGCCAAGACGUUGUAAGACCACUAUCUGCUCCAGUAAAAACAAGUAGUGAAUUCAAUCCAAAAGUAUAUAAAAAAUCAUUGUCAUUGGAUACUGAUGUUAAUACUGCUUUACUAAGUCGCAAAUCACAAUUUCCAAAAAGUAAUCGCUACAUAUUAAGGCGAUUGAAAACUGAAUUAAAAAUAUCUAUAGAUGUGGAAGACAAUAAAGUUGAUACUGACAUAUACAUGUAUGGUGCACUGUAUGCAUGCAUUGGUAUGGUUUUGUGGAAACAUAAAUGGAUGAUAUAUAUUUUAAUGAUUCCAACAGCUUUUUAUAUUAUCAAACAACUUGCUAAUUAUUUUGGAUUAUGGAAAAUGGUAAUGAAACAAUAUAAUAUUAUAAUGCAAAUUACAAUGACCUGGUUUAUGGAAAGACAUCAGGCCCUUUUGCCAGCCAAUGUUAGAGGAUUAUACAAACUUGUAAUUGUAAUUGACAAGAAAUUAACAAAAGCUUUAAAAGCAUCAGUCGAUACAAUGGCAACAAUUGCUGUGAUCCUUGGUUUACUUAUAUUUACUAUUUCUGCAUCUAUUUUCAUAACAAUACAGGUUUAUACAGAGGGCAUGUAUCUUAUUCAAAUUACUGGAGAAAUUCUUAAUUCAUCAUUGAUGAAUAAUCCAGACAUAGAUUGGCUACCCGAACAAUGGGAAGGCUCAGUCAAUAGUGUAUUAGAUAAUGCAUAUACAUAUGGGCGAAGUGCCAUUUCCGAUGGAGUAAAAGGUAUGAUGAAAGAUUUAGACCCCAUAAAGGCAGAACAAAUGGAGAAAAAGGUUUUAGAACUCUGGGAUAAAUUAUAUCAAGCAUGGAUGAUGUCCAAUGAAAGUUCAGAUUUACUUGAAUCUAGUGUGGAUGUUGCAGGGACCCAUUCAGUUUGGGAAAGCUUUACCGAAGUCUUUGAAAAAACGCCUUUACAACUAUUUAAUAUGGACAGCAUACAAAAUUUUAUAAAAGAGAACAUUGGAAUUUUCACAUCAGUUCUUGAUUCUAUUUGGAGUAUACUUAAGGGCAACAUGUCUGUGAUACUAACUAUUUGUACAGAGUUAUUUUAUAUCGUACUCAUGAGCGGAUCAGCUGUUCUUAAUUUUGCUCUCAGCAUGGUAGUCUUCUUCACAACACUCUUUUAUCUCCUUAGUUCUAGCAAGAAGAGUUACAAACCCAUUGAAUUAACCACAUUAUUUAAUCCUAUUAGUUGUCACAGCACUCUUUAUGUCGAGGGAUAUGCUGUGGCCUUACAAGAAGCAGUAAUUGGAGUAUUUGCUGCGACAUUUAAACUCGCUUCCUUUUUUGGCAUGUGGACAUGGUUUAUACAUAACUUAUUUCAAGUAAAAAUUGUCUACCUGCCAGCUACUUUUGCAACAAUACUUGGGGCUGUGCCAUUUUUAGAUGCAUAUUUUGCGUGCAUUCCGGCUACUUUGGAACUCUGGAUGACUCGCGGAUCCAUGGUUGCUAUCUUAUUUUUCAUGUUCCAUUUUAUUGCAUGCAACGUGGUAGUAACAGAAUUUUACAAAGAAAUCAAAGGUGGUGGACAUCCUUACCUUACAGGUCUUUCAAUAGCAGGUGGUAUCUUUUGUCUAGGGGUGGAAGGUGCAAUUUUUGGUCCAUUACUGUUAUGUUGCAUUAUGGUAGCAAUUAAUUUGAGUCGUCGCUAUCUAAACUCACCUUCGGACGAAGUUAAACCUGAGCAUUCUGAAAUAAAACAUUAACCUAGGUGAGAUAUGUAAUCAUUAGAGGUUCUCAAUAUUUCGUUUUCGGAUUAGGCUGGAAAUUUUGCACGAGAUCGGGUCAAGUUCCGAAGAUAUUCGGGGAUCGAAAAUAACGGGAUAUAGCCCUAGUAAAUAUAAGUCAAUUUUUGAAUAAAUAAUCCAAAAAUCUUACAUUAUCUUUAUAAUUUAUUUUUUAAUAAUAUCUUACUAAUAAUGUGAUUUAAAAACACUAAAAUGUACGAUAAGGAAACUCAGUUUACGCUUAUUAAUAUUAUGUAAUAUUAGUAUAAAGUAUUUGUAGACUAUAGAUGAAUUUUGCGACAAGGAACACUUUGUUAUUUAUUGCCAUAAAAAAUGUAUAUAUAAAUAUGUAAUGCAACAUAAGAUAUGGUGCUAUGUAUAUAAUUUUACAAAUUACAUACAAUAUAUAUUUUUUGACUUAUUGUCAAUUUGUUUGAAAGUGUAUGAAUUUA
Molecule: messenger RNA, 3430 nt
Organism: Megalopta genalis
Lineage: Eukaryota; Metazoa; Arthropoda; Insecta; Hymenoptera; Halictidae
Product: transmembrane protein 245
Source: RefSeq, a predicted model, not a curated record